GAAUGCAGUGACUCCGCCCAGGCAGGGGACAGCAUGGGAACAUGACCAGAGGCACUGGUGGGAGGCAGGUCCCUCCGCCAGGGACACACUCGCGUGUGGCUGGAGCCACCUUAAGGUGUCAGUGUGGGGGAGAGACAGACAGGCUGCGGGGGAGGGCAAUGUCCCGGUCCUGUGCAGUUCCCAUGUUCCCGUUCUUGUCCCGUUGCAACAUGGCCCUGCGGAGGGUGCUGGCGCUGGCGGCAGCUCCGAGGCGCCGCAGCUGCUGCUCCAAGCCCUCGCUGCCCCCUGACUUCGUGGAGGCCCUGGGGGCCGUGGUUGGGGCCCCCAACGUCUCCACGGCCACCGCGGUGCGGGAGCAGCACGGCCACGAUGAGUCCAUGCACCCCUGUGCCCCCCCGGACGUCGUGGUGUGGCCCCAGGCGGUGGGGCAGGUGCAGGAGCUGGCAGCCCUCUGUCACCGCUGCCGUGUGCCCAUGGUGCCCUUCGGCACUGGCACCGGCCUGGAAGGAGGCGUCAAUGCCGUGCAGGGCGGUGUCUGCUUUGACCUGAGCCGCAUGGACGCCAUCGCAGAGCUGAGCCUCGAGGACUUCUCGGUGACAGUGAAGCCCGGUGUCACCCGCAAGGCCCUCAAUAAGCACCUGCGUGGCACCGGGCUCUGGUUCCCUGUCGGUACCGUGGGUGUGGGGGGAGUCUUGGGACUGGGGGUGACAGCAAUGUAGGGGCUGGUGAUGAGGACACACUUGAGGAGCUGCAGAUUUUGGGGUGUCCAUAGGUGUGCUGAUUCCAGGGCAGUAGCAGAGGUGCCUCUUGGACUGAGGGUGCCAUGGUUCCUGAGGUUCUGGAAGGGAUGGACAGCCAGGACCUGGAAUGCUUGGUAUCACAUCCUCUCAGCCACACCAAAUCCAUAGGUCUCAUGGUGACCAUGGCCCCUGGCAAGGUGCUGGGUGGGACUCUCAUCUCAUACUGUUUCUGGGGUCAUGUGGCCCCAGUGCCCUGCACUGCCACCCCCAUCCCUUGUGUCCCAUUAACCCUCUGUGCACCAGCAGUCUCCAAAGGCUAGGAGAUCUAGGAGGGCAG
Messenger RNA from Vidua chalybeata, 1077 nucleotides. RefSeq names its product probable D-lactate dehydrogenase, mitochondrial. Gene Ontology annotation, cellular component: mitochondrion. NCBI's taxonomy places the organism in Eukaryota, Metazoa, Chordata, Aves, Passeriformes, Viduidae. Gene Ontology annotation, biological process: lactate catabolic process. The transcript is spliced from 4 exons. Bases 42 to 719 code for a protein of 225 amino acids. Gene Ontology annotation, molecular function: D-lactate dehydrogenase (cytochrome) activity; FAD binding; D-lactate dehydrogenase (NAD+) activity. The record is from RefSeq and is a predicted model, not a curated record.